AUGGAUAAUCACUUUGACGUUAUCGUGCUUGGCACCGGUCUGAUCGAGUCUAUAACUGCUGCUGCUCUCUCCAAAGCUGGCUUCAAAGUCGCACAUAUUGACCCCAAUCCAUAUUACGGUGCAGACGAAGCAUCCCUCUCAUUAGAUGAACUCGUGCAGUGGGUUAAUCGCCGUCAAGAGCACGAUCGUUCCAUCACCCAUUAUGGUGAACUCCCGCCUCAUGCGAGACAGUACUCAGUCUCAUUGGGUCCUUCGGUCAUUCCAUCGAUCGGCCCUUUCAUCUCGUCCCUCAUUGCAUCUGGCGUUUCUCGCUAUGGGUCUUUCAAGCUCCUUGGUCGCGUUGUUAUUUAUGAUGGUGGGAUGUUGAAAGAUGUGCCUCAGAGCAAGGAUGACAUCUUUCAGAGCAAGGCGAUGAGUCUCUUAGAGAAGAGGAGGGUCACACGUUUCCUUAUGUUUGCUGCUGGAGAUUUCGAGAAUAGCAAGGAGCUGCAUGGCCAAGAAAAUUCGCCCUUGCUCGAUUUCUUGCAUAGGAUUUUUUUGCUCAGUGAGGCAACCGCUCGGGCCAUCACCUAUGCCCUGGGGUAUUGUUCUUUUAUUGCAGAAAAGACUCUUCCCGCUCUGCAUCGUAUCCGCGCUUACCUGAAGGCAUCUGGUCGCUAUGGGCCGUCCUCAUUUCUUGUUGGCUACCACGGUGGCUCGGGCGAAAUUGCACAAGGCUUUUGUCGGGCAGCUGCUGUGAGGGGAGGUGUUUAUAUUCUGGGACGAUCCGUUACAAGUCUCUCGUCUGUCGAUCCCGCUGAGCUAGAAAACCCCGUUUUGACAUCUGAUCUACCCCGGUUCGCUAUUGAAGUUGACGACCUUCCAGACCGUCUUCACUGUCGUUGUCUGUUAUCGUCGACUUCUUUGCUGCCAGGACACUUUCGUACCCUAGCAGAUGUCAUCCGUCCGAGUAUAUCAUCCUACGGCUCCCCGCGGCCAUUUGCAGUGGCGCGAUGUAUUGCCGUCGUUGAUGGGCCAAUUACUUUGCCGUGGGAUAUCGAGGAUUCGGGAACGUCAGAAGUGUCGGAUUCUUUACUUCUUGUCUUUCCGCCGGGGUCAUUACAUGGGGGAUCGGCUACUUCUGCUGUGCAUGUUAUGACAGCAGGUCCAGGUACCAUGUCGGCCCCUUCUGGGAAAGGUAUCCUGUAUAUCUCAAUGCCUCUUCUUACCAAUUCCGUCCAUUCGGCUGAGAUCCUUUUACGCCCUUACCUAACAGCUGUUCUCUUAUUGUUUCCAGCUGAGCAACAGCAGCAGAAAACAUUGAUUUGUUCUACAUUCUAUAUGCAGGAACUUAAUUCGUGUACAGCCAGUACCUCAGAUCCAUUGGUAGGGCUCCUGGCUGUGCCUUCAUUAACCCCACAUACAACACAGGGGGUAGAUGAAGCUGCAAUAGUUGCUGAGGCUACCUUUAGAAAGGCAGCAUCUUCUCUUAAUAGAGAGAUAAAAGAGAUGAAUCAAGGAUGUGAGCAAACUGUGUUUUGGCCUGUGUUAGCUGAGAUGGAGGAGGGAGAAGGUGAUGACAUGCAUUGGUAG
Suillus plorans is the source of this 1572-nucleotide messenger RNA. RefSeq names its product FAD/NAD-P-binding domain-containing protein. The record is from RefSeq and is a predicted model, not a curated record. Gene Ontology annotation, cellular component: cytoplasm; cytosol; nucleus. Gene Ontology annotation, molecular function: GDP-dissociation inhibitor activity. The transcript is spliced from 3 exons. Gene Ontology annotation, biological process: vesicle-mediated transport; small GTPase-mediated signal transduction; protein geranylgeranylation. Bases 1 to 1572 code for a protein of 523 amino acids. Lineage: Eukaryota; Fungi; Basidiomycota; Agaricomycetes; Boletales; Suillaceae.